Cydia pomonella (codling moth) is the source of this 1025-nucleotide messenger RNA. RefSeq names its product DNA replication licensing factor Mcm6-like. The transcript is spliced from 5 exons. Bases 444 to 1025 code for a protein of 193 amino acids. Gene Ontology annotation, molecular function: single-stranded 3'-5' DNA helicase activity; ATP binding; single-stranded DNA binding. Gene Ontology annotation, biological process: DNA replication initiation; double-strand break repair via break-induced replication; mitotic DNA replication. The record is from RefSeq and is a predicted model, not a curated record. Gene Ontology annotation, cellular component: nucleus; MCM complex. NCBI's taxonomy places the organism in Eukaryota, Metazoa, Arthropoda, Insecta, Lepidoptera, Tortricidae.
UAUUAUGAAUAUGUAUUCUGAAUGCAUUGUAACUCUGCACGUGAGUGAACGCAGCCAUAAGCUAAUAGGAGCUAUCCAAGACAUUUCAAAAAGCGAUGAUCGGUAAAGGAAACAAACUUAUUGGUGGCUAAACUCUAAUUUCAUCAUGGAUGUCGCCGACACCUAUGCUACACAAAGCCAAGUGAAAGACGAAGUCGGAGUUCGUUGCCAAAAGCUCUUCCAGGACUUUUUAGAAGAGUUCAAAGAAGACAAUGAAAUAAAAUACGAAAAAACACGCUAAAGAACUCCUUAAGCCUGAAUUGAGCACACUAGAAGUCAGCUUUGAUGAUGUUGAGAAAUAUAACCAAAAUCUUGCAACUACUUUAAUUGAGGAGUAUUAUCGAAUAUACCCUUUUAUAAACCAGGCUAUUCUAAACUAUGUAUUAAGCCUUGCCGAUAGUGGUAUGAAAAAAGACUUACAAGGCAAGGAGUGCUAUAUUUCCUUUGUGGAUGUGCCAACGAGACACAAAGUGCGAGAGCUGACUACAGCAAAAAUUGGAACAUUGAUCAGAAUCUCAGGACAGAUCGUGAGAACGCAUCCAGUGCAUCCGGAGCUGGUAUCUGGAACUUUUGUGUGUUUGGAUUGCCAGACUGUGAUUAAAAAUGUGGAGCAACAGUUUAAGUACACCAUCCCCACCAUCUGCCGCAACCCCGUCUGUGCCAACCGGCGCAGGUUUAUGCUGGAUGCAGACAAGUCGGUGUUUGUGGACUUUCAAAAGAUCCGCAUCCAGGAGACGCAAGCUGAGCUGCCGAGAGGCUGCAUCCCAAGGUCUUUGGAGGUUAUAUUGAGAGCAGAGGCUGUCGAAUCAGUUCAGGCUGGAGACCGCUAUGACUUCACUGGCACCCUGAUAGUGGUGCCAGACGUUGGCUCCCUGUCCAUGCCCGGGGCAAAGGCUGAGCUUACGACACGAACGAGGCAGAACAAUGACGGCCAGAUGGAGGGCAUCAAGGGGCUGAAGGCUUUGGGAGUUAGAGAGUUUGUUUGA